AUGACCGACGCCCAGCCCGAAAUGAAAAUCGAUCCGGCGAGAGCGAAGGCUCUCAUUUCCCAAUUGCAGUCCGUGCAGGAGCGCGUCGCCGCCGCCGCCUCGGGGCGGAAUGUCCGGCUGGUCGCCGUCUCCAAGCUGAAGCCGGCCAACGACAUCCUGGCGCUUCAUCAGGCGACACCGCCGCAGGUGCAUUUCGGCGAGAACUACGCGCAGGAGCUGGGGCAGAAGGCGGAGAUGCUGCCGAGGAGCAUCCAGUGGCAUUUCAUCGGCGGAUUGCAGUCGACACACGCCAAGAAGCUGGCCAAGAUCCCGAACCUCUUCUGCGUCUCCAGCGUGGACACUCUCAAGAAGGCACAGCUUCUUAACGCCUCGCGCGCGGAGCUUAUAUCGUCGUCAUCCUCCUCCUCCCCCGAACAGGCGGUGGAGCCCCUCGGCGUGCACGUGCAGGUGAACACGUCGGGCGAGGACUCCAAGUCGGGCGCGGCGCCGGGCGCGGAGACGGUGGCGCUAUGCCGCGCCGUGGAGGAGGAGUGCCCCGCGCUGCGGCUGCUGGGACUGAUGACCAUCGGAGCCAUCGCCCGGAGCCGGGCGACGACGGCGGAGAACGAGAACGAGGACUUCCUGUGCCUGCGGGCGCAGCGAGACCUGGUGGCCGCGGAGCUCGGGCUGGGGCGGGAGCUGGAGCUGAGCAUGGGUAUGAGUGAGGAUUUUGAAGGGGCCGUGAAGCUGGGUAGUGGGGAGGUGAGGGUCGGCAGCACGAUCUUCGGGGAGAGGGGGCCGAAGAACGAGGCUAAGAUUCUGGUUUGA
Colletotrichum higginsianum IMI 349063 is the source of this 807-nucleotide messenger RNA. Its product is annotated as YggS family pyridoxal phosphate enzyme. Gene Ontology annotation, molecular function: pyridoxal phosphate binding. Gene Ontology annotation, cellular component: intracellular anatomical structure. NCBI's taxonomy places the organism in Eukaryota, Fungi, Ascomycota, Sordariomycetes, Glomerellales, Glomerellaceae. The record is from RefSeq and is a predicted model, not a curated record. The transcript has 3 exons. The coding region runs from base 1 to 807 and encodes 268 amino acids.